Messenger RNA from Dimorphilus gyrociliatus, 1343 nucleotides. Lineage: Eukaryota; Metazoa; Annelida; Polychaeta; Dinophilidae. The record is from the annotation of a GenBank genome assembly.
CAUGCGCCGGAUAAACUACGGAAUCGAGGCGAGAAAACAUUUUUAUUAUUCUGAUACGGAGCUUCAAGAGCUCCAUGCUAAUAUGAACAACUCAUCAAAUGAGGCACACUUGGCUUCCGAAAUCGCCAGAUUCGCUGUACCUUUUGUUUUUCUAAACAUCUUUAUUGUUGGAGUAAUAGGAAAUGGGACUUUGGUUUUUACUGUCUUCCACAAUAAGGUUCUUCAUAAUGCUCCAAACAUACAUAUUGUAUCUUUGGCAAUUGGCGAUUUACUUUUAAUUGUUAUCACGAUACCAUUUACGGCAACUAUCUUCACUUUUGAAAGCUGGCCAUAUGGAGUAGUAGUCUGCAAGCUAAGCGAAUAUCUGCAAACUUUGUCUGUCGGCGUCUCCGUGUUCACUCUGACGGCGUUAAGCGCUGAUCGUUACAACGCUAUCGUCAAUCCGAUUAAGCAUGUCAAGAAAGUGUCGCCCGUAAAAUUCGCUUUAAUCAUUGCUUCUUUAAUUUGGAUCGCCUCUGCCCUUCUUGCCCUUCCAGAUGCUAUCUUAUCAUCAGUUGAGGAUAUGGGUGGUAUCUGUAUAUGUAAAAAAUAUACUUCGACCCAGCCUAACUGGUAUCCGAAAGUGAGGGUGAUAACAGAUUUUACACUCUACUUCAGCGUUCCUCUCCUAGUCGUGUUCGUGUUCUAUGUCCUGAUGGCUAGGAUGCUGACAACAAGUGCCAGGGGAUUACGAGAAGGGCAAGGUUCGUCCGACAGGGUAAAUAAACAAAUGGAUUCGAGGAAGAAAGUAGCCAAACUAGUUUUGGCUUUUGUUCUUGUCUUUGCUGUUUGUUGGCUACCAAGACACAUCUAUGUAUUUUGGUAUCAGUUCGACGAAGAGACAAUGUCUGUGUUUUGGUUUUUCUUCAAGAUCUCUAGUUUCUGUCUAGCAUUUAUAAAUUCAUGCGUCAAUCCAAUAUCGUUAUAUCUUUUAUCCAAACAAUUUAGGUCCUAUUACAACCGUUAUCUGUUUUGCUGUUGUAACUCUAGUGCUUAUAGAAACCACGAAACAUUGCAAAUGAAAUGUCGAACGCAAAUUCGUCCAACAACAAAUAGUACAACAGCGUUUAGUUUAUUACAGACGACUAAUGUCGAUAAAUGACGACGAAAGUUGGAAAAGGUUUCACUGGAGAACGAAGAAAGAAAUUUCUGUACAUAAGUAUUGAUGUUGUGCAGUCAGCCCUUUCGAAAGUGUACGAACAGGAAAUAAAUAUAUAUGUAUAUAAAUUAUAUAUGCUUAUAAAUCUUGUUUAUUUACAGAUGUAUAUACAGAUAUACAUGUAUUAUAUACAUAUAUAUAUAUA